AUGUCAAGGUCCGCUACGCCUGCGCUACCUUUUCAUAAUGCCCAGGCUGCUGGUUCGAGAUCCCCAUCGACUGCGCCUGUAGGAGCGCGGCCGAAUGCUGCACCUUCCGCAUCGACCGCGACCUACUCGCAGCUAGACCCUCAGGAGACCGCAGAUCGCUUACAGACCUCCAUCACUCAUGGUCUCACCCCGACGGAGGCGGAAAUACGUUACUUAAGGGAUGGCCCAAAUGAGCUACCACACGAGGAACCGGAGCCUUUAUGGCUCCGAUUCCUGAAGCAGUUCAAAGAGACCCUAAUCCUUCUCCUUCUCGCCUCUGCAGCGGUUUCCUUCUUUAUGGGGAAUUAUGACGAUGCCGUCAGUAUUGCCUUAGCAGUUACAAUAGUGGUCACGGUUGGGUUUGUUCAGGAAUAUCGGUCAGAAAAGUCCCUGGAAGCUCUUAAUCGUCUAGUUCCACACCAUGCCCACUUGAUACGCGACGUCGCGUCCAAUCUUCCUCCGAUAGUUCACCCAACCCCGGCAGUCCCGGACGAAGAAUUCGAGAUGCGUGAGCUUCGUAACAAGAGUCCGAACUCGAACUCGGUUUCAGCGGCUGUCAAGGCCUCAAGUACCGUGCCAGCCGCUGAGUUAGUGCCAGGGGACCUGGUUUUGUUCACAGUUGGAGACCGUAUUCCCGCCGACAUUAGGAUUACUGCCGCUACGGACCUGACUAUUGAUGAAUCGAACUUGACUGGCGAAAACGAACCUGUUGUGAAAUAUCCCGACGCCAUCCGCAAUCAAAAGAAUCUUUCGACGCCAACCCCCAAAAUCGUGAGCCCACCACGGUCGCCAUUCUAUGACGCCCCUGCCAGCGGUGCUGUCGGUGCGGAUAUACGUCUGAAUGAACAGCACAACAUUGCGUUUAUGGGGACUUUGGUUCGGUCUGGAUAUGGCCAGGGAAUCGUCAUAGGCACGGGUGCAAAGACGGAGUUCGGUAGUAUCUCAGCUUCCCUACAGGAAAUUGAGAGCCCGCGUACGCCGUUACAGUUAUCGAUGGAUCGCUUGGGCCAAGAGCUCAGUUAUAUUUCGUUUGGAGUCAUCGCUUUGAUUGUUGUUGUAGGCUUGAUUCAAGGCCGAAAACUUCUAGACAUGUUCACCAUUGGAGUUUCGCUUGCGGUUGCGGCUAUUCCGGAAGGUCUUCCAAUUAUUGUCACCGUUACUCUCGCGCUCGGUGUACUCCGGAUGGCCUCGAGAGGAGCUAUCAUGCGGCGGCUUCCGAGUGUUGAGACUCUCGGUUCAGUGAAUGUCGUUUGCAGCGAUAAAACCGGAACGCUCACGCUCAACCACAUGACAGUUACUAAAAUGUGGCACUUCGACUGUCCUGAACCAUUUGAGGUACAUAAUGACAUUUCUUCAUUAACCCCUGGACCAGCAGCUCGCACUAUUUUGCGGAUUGGUAACAUUGCCAACAAUGCCCGGCUAUCGCGUGUGCAUGCGAACUCGCCUGCUACCGCGUCCUCUGCUGCGGUGCUAUCUUCCACGGACGAUAGCGCGUCAGGGUCGAUGAAGAGCAGGUGGGUUGGUCAGCCAACUGAUGUUGCUGUUUUGGAUUUACUUGAUGUUCUCGGGGAAGAUGAUGUGCGGGACCGCAUAUGCGCGCGGGUUGCCGAGACUCCGUUCAGCUCCGAACGCAAGUGGAUGGGGGUAAUCAUUGGAAGUGGAACAUCUGGUGAUCCAUCGCCUUUGACGGGAGGACCUAGCAUGGCUUACAUCAAAGGUGCAUUAGAACAGGUAUUGGCGCGUUGUGAUACGUACCUCACAAGGGACGGCCAGGAGGUUAUAUUGGACGAACGGAGGCGCCAGGCUGUGCGCCAAGCCGCGGAGCAUAUGGCGUCCGAAGGGCUGAGGGUCCUAUCCUUUGCGAGUGGUGCCGUGAGGGAGAACAGAGGUAGGGCACUCGGAAGUAGAUCCGGUACCCCCAACUCAAAGGUCAGUUCCGGGGACGAAGAUGAUCGCUACAGCGGCUUGGUCUUUGCAGGGCUGGUAGGCAUGAACGACCCUCCUCGUAAAGAUGUUCACAAGGCAAUUCGCCGUCUUAUGGCUGGCGGCGUACGGCUCAUCAUGAUAACGGGUGAUGCCGAAACCACGGCUGUCGCAAUUGCGAAGAAGCUUGGAAUGCCGAUACCUGAAAAUCCAGGGGUGCAGAAUGUCCUCAACGGACAAGAAAUCGACCGGAUGAGCACUUCGGAGUUGUCUCUGGCUUUAUCGUCGGUUUCGAUUUUUGCGCGUACCAGUCCGGAUCACAAGAUGAAAAUUGUGCGCGCACUUCAGUCCCGAGGCGAUGUUGUCGCCAUGACCGGGGAUGGAGUGAACGACGCACCUGCUUUGAAAAAGGCGGAUAUUGGAAUCGCGAUGGGCAAACUCGGCACCGACGUUGCUAAAGAAGCAGCCGACAUGAUUCUCACAGAUGAUGACUUUUCGACAAUUUUGCGGGCCAUAGAGCAGGGCAAGGGGAUAUUUUACAAUAUCCAGAACUUUAUUACUUUCCAGCUAAGCACGAGUGUUGCUGCUCUGAGUCUUGUUUUGCUGAGCACCACCCUGGGAUUCAAGAACCCGCUAAACGCAAUGCAGAUCCUAUGGAUUAAUAUUCUCAUGGAUGGGCCACCUGCACAGUCUCUCGGCGUAGAGCCCGUGGACCCUUCGAUCAUGAACCGACCUCCGCGACCUAAGAGUGCCAGAGUACUCACAAAGCCCCUCAUCCAGCGGGUUCUCAUGUCAGCCUUGAUGAUCAUGCUCGGCACUCUAGCUAUAUACAUCUACGAAAUGGGUGAUGAUGAUGAUGUGCACACGGGAAAGCGAUCCCGAAUAGUGACAGCCCACGACACCACCAUGACUUUUACGUGUUUCGUCUUGUUCGACAUGUUCAACGCGUUGACAUGCCGCAGCGAGAGUAAAUCCGUGCUCCGCGGCGAGAUCCGUGUCUUCGGAAACAAGAUGUUCAAUUAUGCCGUUCUUGGCUCUCUGGCCGGCCAGGCGUGUGUCAUCUAUCUCCCGUUCCUGCAGCGGGUGUUCCAGACGGAGCCAUUGAACCUGGCGCAUUUAUUCAAGCUUGUGUGCAUUUCUAGCACUGUCUUUUGGGUUGACGAGGGGCGGAAAUACUAUCAAAUGCUGCAGCGGCGGCGUGCAGUGGGUGUUGGAUAUAGUGUGAAUGUGUAG
This is a messenger RNA of Aspergillus puulaauensis, 3195 nucleotides long. It is a transcript of the gene pmr1, whose product is annotated as Ca(2+)/Mn(2+)-transporting P-type ATPase PMR1. The record is from RefSeq and is a predicted model, not a curated record. The coding region runs from base 1 to 3195 and encodes 1064 amino acids. NCBI's taxonomy places the organism in Eukaryota, Fungi, Ascomycota, Eurotiomycetes, Eurotiales, Aspergillaceae. Gene Ontology annotation, biological process: intracellular calcium ion homeostasis; manganese ion transport; calcium ion transmembrane transport. Gene Ontology annotation, molecular function: ATP hydrolysis activity; ATP binding; P-type calcium transporter activity. The transcript is spliced from 3 exons. Gene Ontology annotation, cellular component: Golgi membrane; plasma membrane; endoplasmic reticulum.